This is a messenger RNA of Bicyclus anynana (squinting bush brown), 4195 nucleotides long. RefSeq names its product zinc finger protein 184. Gene Ontology annotation, molecular function: zinc ion binding. NCBI's taxonomy places the organism in Eukaryota, Metazoa, Arthropoda, Insecta, Lepidoptera, Nymphalidae. The transcript is spliced from 13 exons. Gene Ontology annotation, cellular component: nucleus. The record is from RefSeq and is a predicted model, not a curated record. Bases 289 to 2604 code for a protein of 771 amino acids.
CUUGUCUAAUGUCUAUCUUUAUUUACUGUCAAAGAGUAAAUUAUUAUAAUGUUUACUGUGUAUAAAAUGUCUAAUUCAUACAAUAAAAAUAUUUAACUCGAUUUUAAAGACUUGAUGCUGAAUUCGAUAACAUGUGAUGUUAAUUACUUCAUUUAUUACUGUAAUUUAGAAUUAUAGAGCAAAUUUUCGAACUUAAGUGUGAUCUUGAAUUGGAGAUCUUCAAUGGGUGGAUUGGGAUUUGUUUAUGAUUAUUAGUGUUCUUUGUAAUUAUAACUCAGAAAUGAAAUCAUGAAGUGCUGUGUAUCUUGGUGUAGUAACACCAAAAGCAAGCUCAGCUCUGAAAGCGUUUCAUAUCACAAAUUUCCUGUAGAAAACUUUCAACAACAAACCUGGAUCGCAGCACUUGGCAUUGAUGACAGGCAGCUAACAGAUGACUCCGUAGUCUGUUCCAUUCACUUUAUAGACGAAUGCUUCUACAGCGGCGAGAGUGGGCUGAGAAUUGUGCACAGAGGUGCUAUGCCGUUUGUUCAGGUGUGCGUGGUGUGCCUGGACACAGAGCGGAGGGUGCAUCCGUUGAGCAAGUACAACCUCGAGCAAGCUUACGAAACUAUCACUGGACUUGAACUGCAAGGUCUAACGAACUUCACACCAUGCAUAUGCUUUGAGUGUGCUCAGAGGUUGACACAGUGCAAACAGUUCAGAGACAAGAGUGCGAGGGGGCACGCUCUGCUGGUGGAGUUGAUCAGGAAACAUGAAUUGCUAACUGUACAAUAUAUAAAGACAAUAAACCGUUCAGACAAUUUUCUAACAUCUAAUCUAGUCGAGAAAGUGUUCCAACCAAACCAUUGUGACUUAAACUUUAUAGAUAACAAAAAAGAGACCAUAGAGAUUGAAUAUGAAGACAGAGUGAAUAAAUCCACAAUCAAAAUAGAGAAAGACGAUCACAUAUUGGUUUUUGAUGAUAAAACACAAUAUGAAAACUGUACAGAUCUUGAAAAAAGGGAUAUUAAGGAUGAUGAUACUAAUGUAGACUUUUUAGAUGAUGUUUUCUCAAAUAAUGAUGAUGGUGAUGAACUUUUGAAUGAUAAUGCUAAAAUUGAUAAUAAUUAUAGUGAAAAAGAUGACAUAAGUGACAGUGAAAAAUCUAUAGAUCGAAAUGAAAACGAUAGUGACAUAGAGCUAGUGCAUUACAAAAAAGACAAACCAAAAACAAGUGACGCUAAAAAACUCAAAAGAUCUAGAAAAAUUAACUUAGCCUCAUACAAGAACUGUAAUAACAAAAUAAGUAAAACUAAUAAAAAUAAUUUAACCAAAAAAGUUAGUGUUGCCAAAACUAGAACUGGACCAGUUAAAAGUAAAGUUAAAUUGGAUAAAGUUAAUACUAAAAAGUUAAAUGCAAACAAACGUGACACGUGCUUAACUAUUUUCAAAAUGACUAAACUAAGUCUUGAAGAACAAAUUGAAGACGUUAAGAAGCGACAAGAGUCUUCAAAUUAUAAGAAUUCUAGUUUUCAAUGCAAUUUUUGCUACAGAGGUUUUAUAUGCAAGUCAACAUUCACUAGACAUAUGGAUAAACAUUCUAAGGCAAACGGAGAUGUGGAAUGUCCGGUGUGCAAACAGCGUUACAAGACUCGGAUAGCCUUCCUCAAACACAACCAGAGCCACACGACCAGAUAUAACUGCACACUGUGUGAAUUCUUCUCUAUGAACUCUGAAUCUGCCAGGAUGCACGAGCGCUGGCACAAGGGGACAAAGUAUAAAUGUCCGCACUGCGAGGAAGAAUUCUCCAAAUACACGACGUACAUAACGCACCUGCGCGUGAAGCAUCCGUCGGACUUUAUCUGCGGUCACUGCGGCUACUCUUUCAUCAGUCAGAAGGGCUUGGAGUACCACAUCCACCGCACGCAUCGUACGGAGAAAACGGAGGAGCCAGCGGGUCCGCAGUGCGAGGAGUGCAAGGUUCGAUUCUCGUCGCUGGCGGCGUACGAGCAGCACUUGAAAGUGUCGCCCAAACAUCACAAGCCUGAGAUGCGUGAAAGGAACCAAUCUCUACCGCGACGUAUGUACAAGAAAGACAACGCGCCGCCCUACGUCACGUGCGAGCAGUGCGGUAUAAAGCUGAACGACUUCACGAUGUACAUCUACCACUUCAAACGCGAACAUCCCGGUGACGUCAGAGCACAACACGCGCCGCGACCGCGAGAGGUGCUCUGCGAACAGUGUGGGAGGAGCUUCCAGACCGCGUUCCACCUGAAGGAGCACAUGACGAAGCACACAGGACAGAAGGACUACCAGUGCGACGUGUGCGAGAAGCGAUUCCGCACCAAAGUGUACCUCGACAAGCACAAGGAGACGCACGCCGCCACCCGCCCGCUGUACUCCUGCCCCGUCUGCGGCAAGAGCUUCACCAGCCCGUCGAGUCGCAACCGACACGUAUGGAUCCACAAGGAGAAGACGUUCAAAUGCGACAUCUGCGAGAAGGCGUUCAGUAACGGCUCGGACCGCAACACGCACGUGUCGCACGUGCACAUGAAGGUGCCGUGGCCCAAACGGAACAGGGGGCCCGGCAAGAUGCGCCGCACCAAGGACACCUACGACGAGUGACAGACAUGAUUGUGACGCUCAGACCAAUUAUGGUAUAGACCUGCCUCGCUAGACGUUACUUUUCUGUCAAAGUGUAUGAUCAACGAUCUAAUGUCAACGAUUAUAAAAACUGUCUCUGUAGAAUCGAUGUUAAAUAGUUGUAAUCGUGUUCGUCGGUUAAAGAGCUCCGUAACUAUACCUUUUUGUGUAGUUGAAUGGUGUAAAAAACGUGCAAAAGUCUAGUUUAGUGUAAGAUAUAUGCAAAAUCUAAGCUCGUUUUCCUCAGAAAAUGACAGACAAUUUUGUUCGUGACUAUGAGUGCGAUACAGGUCCUUCUAUAAUUGGUCUGAGUUGUGACCUAACGGGCAGCAGCGGUUGCAUUGUACCAUUAUUGUGUGGUAGAGGAAACAUCUCGAGCAGAUACCAGGACUUGUGACUUGGUAGGUUUAAGGAAUUCAAAAUGCAUUGACUCUUCCCUUCUCGACAUGUUCUCCAUGCCCACACUAAACAAUUUUUUGAUAAACAGUAAUUACAACACAAAACGUUGUUGCACAAAUCACUAACGCGACUGGCAGCGUGACGGUGUCUACGCUGCCUAACAAACAACUGAGCUCAAGUCAUCAAAUACCUUCUUAUUUAUACCAUCACUGAUACCUCUCCUCUACAAUGACAUAAGUAAAGAAUGAUAAUACAACCUGUAAUCUUAGACCAUUAAAAAGAAAGGACCUUCCUCGUAAACCGUUACCCCUCUGUCAAAGAUCAAGGAUCAAUGAUCUAACGCGUUUAUAAAAACUGUUGCUAUAGAAUCGAUAUUUCAUUGUUGUAAUCGUUUUCGUCGUGUAAAGAGCUCCCUAAAAAUUCCGGUUUAUGUAGUUGAAUGGCAUAAAAAAUGACCAAAAAUUUGUAGUUUAAUCAUAUUUGUAAUAAAAACGAUUUCUAAAAAGAAUCGAUUCUUUUGACGGAACAGCAAAAAAUCGAUCAAGUAAUCAAACAUUCUAUAUAUAUUCUGUGGAUAGUCUAAGUGAUGUGUUGGUUAGUCUGUGUAAAAAAUACGCGUGUGUGUAUUGCGAGUCAAUUUUACAGUUGUGUGUAGUGUAUGGACACAGUAUAUUCUUAAUGGUGUUAAAUGUUUUCGAUGUGUGAGUUUACCUCGUCCCCCUCGACUCGAAAAAACGACAGACUAUUUUGUGGGUGAAUUUGGGUGCGAAACAGGUCCAUUCUUUUUAAUGGUCUAAGCCUGUAAUCGAUGUACUUGUAACAUAGACUUUACCAGACACCUACUCCUCCUGAUGUUAAUUAUAAAAACACAAUGGCUGACAAUGAAUGAAAUGAAAAUGACAAAUACAUAAUGGCUAACAAACCCUUAAGUUAACACCAAACCGCUAUAGUCCUCGACCGCGCAGUUAUAUGUUGAAAAUGCGAAGCAGACCUACGAGUGAUUGCUUAUUAUCAUUAACAACCCAUAUCCGGCUCACUGCUGAGCACAAGUCUCACAAUGAGAGGUUUGAAGUAAGAGGUGAAAGUAUUUGUAUUUAUUGUAUUGUAUUAUGUAAGUUUUUAUAAUUUGUAAAUUUUAGUUAUUAAAAUAAUUAAUUAAACACAUUUUCUAUGA